UAUUAUAUUUUACUACAUUUUUGUCUUGUCUAGUCUAGUCUAGUCUAGUCUAUUUUUGUCAUGUUUAGUUUUGUCUAGUCAUGUCUAGUCUAGUCUUGUGUAGUAUAAUCUAACUUUGCCUUGUCUUAAAUCUUAGACCCUUAAAGCUGUGCAGACAAAAAUACAGCAACACAAAAUGUGUUUUUUGAAUUAUAAUCCUAAUAUCAUAUAAAAUAGAAUAUGCCACACCUCUAGUACAAACAAGGUAAAAAUGAGUUUGAACUCAGAUCAGUAUCCGGAGUUAAGAGGUUAGUGCUCAUCCUGUUCACCUUGAACUGAUGAUGCUGCACUUUUUGGGGUCUGAGAAAAUGACAUUGACUGUAAGAGGGGCGGAGCUUCAGAUUCAGAUUCAGCACACGCAGGUUUAGCCCCACAUAAACCACAUCCGUGGUGAACACCGUCCCAAACGUCAUCUGAAUGAGUGAACAUGCAGAUCAGGAGGACAGUGACUGAGCCUCAGUGCGCUUUGUUCUGAUAGAGAUGAGCAGGAAGAUACGUUCACAGAGUUCUGAUACUGGGAUUAAUGGGAUUAAUGGGAUUAAUAUGCUCUGAUUGGGAUUAUGUGCUGUAAAUAAGGCAGACUGAGAUUUUUAUAGAAUUCAGCUUCUGUGCUGUAUAAUAAUAAUCCGCCGAGCCGGACGCUGAGGCUGCCCACGCUCCUUCACAAUGGCUGCUGAAUGCCUGGCUGUUUUCCUGCUUGCGGUCUGUGGACUGGUUCAGUGCAUAGGUGCAGUGUGUGACGUGAGCUGCACCACGGACUACUUCACCAUGCUGAACUGCUCCCUCUCCGCCGUGGCCGGGCCGGUGGAGUGUGAUGUGGAGGCGAGCUGCAGUGAUUCAGAGAACGAAACUGUUGCAGGGAGUUGUGUUAUAAGGCCACCCAGCCGGUGGUGCACCAUAAAACCAGAGGACUUCUUCCUAAUGGCUGAACAUGAUACCAUCUGCACACUAACAGCAAAGCCCACCUCCCAGACCCCAGAUCUCCAGAACAUCACUUCCAUAACCAAGAAGCUCGAUUCCAUCAUUAAACCACUGCAGCCUUUCAAUCUAACUCUCACACAACGUAACGGGAGCGAAGACCUCGUCCUCUCCUGGGUUAUGCCUUAUAAAUCAGAAGGAUACGGCCUGGAAGAUGAAAUGAUGUACGCCGUGUGUUUAAGGCUGAAGGAUGACCAGAGUAAGGAAUCCUGCAAUCUUCCAUAUAAGAUCGGGGACGACCACAAGUACCUGGAAAUCGAGUGCAAGCUGCUUUCCCCAGGCCAGUUAUAUGUGGCCUCGGUCCAGGCCACAGUAAACUCCCCAAGUUUCCCCCCCAGCCAGUGGAGCGAGUGGAGCUCCAGCAUCGAGCUGACCUGCCCCAACACCGAUGUUCCUGAUGUUACUGGGCCAAACGGCUAUCUGAUGCUGCUCUGCAUGCUGGUAGCGCUCCCGUUCGUACUGCUGAUCUACUUUGGAAAGCAGGGACGGCUGAAGAAGCUGGCUCAGUUCCAGUACAUACCCAACCCCCAGGACUUCUUCAAACCCCUGUAUCACACCUAUCAAGGGGACUUUAAGAAAUGGGUCGGACCUGUGCUCACCUUCAACAGCUUCGACAUCCUAGAGAAGAGCGUUCCUCUGCAGGUGCUGAGCGAGAAGCAGCUGGCAGCCCUGCCACUGCAGCGGGAGCACCUGCAGGAGGCGGGCAGUGGCGGGGGCAGUGGCGGGAGCAGUGGCGGGAGCAGCAGUGUGGGGGACUGGAGUCUGCUGAGCUUGCUGAACCCUGGAUCCUCCAAGCGCUACUUCUUUGGAGACAGCAGCCUGGGAACCGUGCGCUCCAGCGGCCAUAUUUCCAUGGACACUGUGACCGUGUCGGGUCAGGAGGGCACCAUGUCGGACUGGACUGGAGGAAGUGGAGGAGCCGGAGGAAGUGGAGGAAGUGGAGGAAGUGGAAGUGACAGGAAUAGACCAGACCCUGGUACUCUGAGGGCACCGGGCGUCUCUGAUGAGGAGGAUGUUCUGGAGUUUGAUGGAAACGACGGCUUGGAGGAGCGGCUUUUCGUUAACGAUAUGGACAAUAUUGAAGUGAUCUCGUUGGACUCGUACAGUUCUAACGAGCAGUCGGACGAUGGCUACCCUCAGGUGGGUCUGGACUUGGACACUAUCGACAGCGGCUUCCUGGAGUCGGACUGCUCGAGCCCAGUGAACUCAGAGUGCGACGGGAGCGAGCAGAUGGAGGCGGCUUUGUUGGGUGGUGGGAUCGCUUCCCAUUCGAACUAUGUCAAACAGUGGGUGUCCUUAAGACCAUCGUCUGAAGAAGACUUGAGUAACUCUGGGCAGUAAACGCAGUGGAUUCUUUGAACUUUUGACCUUUGAACAUUUUACAAGGAACUUUAUGACUCUACGGUGGUGCCCCUUCAUGCACUAGAUGUUGGAUCUGUCCAAAAACUGUUCAAAACUGUUCAAAAACUACCUGAAAUUACUGACUUCUCAAACAGUUAGUCCUACAUAACUGCAGAAGGACAGUGUCACCUUUCAGAAAUGUUUGAAUAAUUUUCUAAUGGAGGCGGCUUUGUUGGGUGGUGGGAUCGCUUCCCAUUCGAACUAUGUCAAACAGUGGGUGUCCUCAGGAUCAGCGUCAAAAGAAGACUUGAGUAACUCUGGGCAGUAAACGCAGUGAACUUUUGAACUUUGAACAUUUUAUAAGGAACCUUAUGACUCUACGGUGGUGCCCCUUCAUGCACUAGGCUUUAGAUCUGUCCAAAAACUGUAAAAAAAAAAAAAAGUGUUUAAAAACUGUUGAAAAACUGUUUAAAAACUGUCUAAAGACUGUCCAAAAACUGUGUAAAAACUGUUGAAAAACUGUUGAAAAACGAACUGAAAUUACUUACUUUUCAAACAGUUAGGCCUACAUAACUGCAGACGGACAGUGUCACCUUUCAGAAUUUUUUUGGACAAUAUUCUAACCAUUUGACAAAAAAUGGAAAACUAGAGAAAAGGAAUUCUGUUUGCAAAAGGCAGAAACGAGAGACUACAUUUCUUCUUCAUAUCCUAAUGAAAAAAACAUUUGAACAUUUUAUAAUGAACUUUAUACUUCUACGGUGAUGUCCCUUUAUGCACUAGACUUUGGAACUGUCCCAAAAUGUCUAAACUGUUAAAAAUGUUACUUACUUCUCAAACAGUUAGUCCUACAGAACUGUGGAAAGACAGCAGAACCUUAAAAAAAUUGGACAAUUUUCUAACUGUUUGACAGACUUGGGGGUAAAACUUAAUUAUUUCAUUGACAUAGAGAAGAAGAAAUGGGGUUUUCAUCCAUUUUCGCAAUCUUUAACUUUUUCAUUCCUUUCAAUUUCUUAAAUUUCCUCUUUUUUAACAUCAGAUUUUUCUUUCAAGAUGCAAAAAUUGGAAAACUAAAGACAACAAAUUCUGUUUGCGAAAGGCAGAAACGAGAGACUACAUUUCUUCUUCAUUAUCCUAAAUGAAAAAAAGAAAUAAUAAUUUUUGAACUUUGAAUAUUUUAUAAUGAACUGUAUACCUCUACGCCGAUGUCCCUUCACGCACUAGGAAUUGUCAGAAUUGUUGAAAUUGUCUGAAACUGUCCCGCUAAUCACAUUAUCGACUAAUCCUACAAUAUAGACUGAAUAUAUCAUGCAAUGAAUAUUGCAGUUUUUUUUAAAUACAGGAAUUUUCUCCAGAUUUCACCAGAAGGCAAUGAUGCAGCACCACCUCGGGACUAUGUUAGGACCCCCCUGGGGAGUUGAGACCCCCAGGAUAAGAACUCUUUUGCAAAAAUGAAUAGAGUAUACAUAAUGUUACUUAAUUUGACCUAGUCAGCAGUAUUUUAUCCUCUUCAGCAACACAGAUGCUGUUUUAAAGAAGUAUCGAAGAGAAAUGUCUUGAAGAGAAUUACACUAUCGUGAUAUGAUAUCUGCUACCCCUUUGGUAUCAAUCAAACAGAUUUUGCACAUUGCCCUGUGAUGUGACUAUUGUACAUGUGCACAUUGCAAUAGCAAUACUAAAUCGGUAUAUAUAUUGUGCAGCAUUAGUUUAACUGCACUUGCUUGAUUAUUAUAAUUAUCGUGUCUAGUAGACAUAAAGGUGCAUCUAAAAAAAAAAUCGAACAUCAUGCCAAAGUUUUACUUUAUUUCAGUAAUUCAGUUCAAAAUGUGAAACUCAUAUAUUAUAUAGUAUGUAUUACACACAGAGUGAUCUAUUUUAAGCGUUUAUUUCUUGAUGAAAACCCAAAAAUCAGUAUCUCAGAAAAUUAGAAUAUUAUAUAAGACCAAUUGGUACUUUUGGCAGUGUGAGCAGUGUGCCGAAUCCUGCUGGAAAAUGAAAUUUCAGCAGAGGGAAGCAUGAAGUGCUGUAAGACUUUGGACUUGAUAUAACACCAGCAGAUGACAUGUCUCUGCAAACCAUCACUGAUUGGUGGAAACUUCACACUAGACCUCGAGCAGUUUGGACUGUGUGUCUCUCCACUCUUCCUCCAGACUCUGCUCCCUUGAUUUUUUACAAAUAAAAUGUAAAAUUUACUGAUGGUCAGUGAUGGUUUGGAGAGACAUGUCUGUCAUCUGCUGGUGUUGAUCCACUGUGUUUUAUUAUCAAGUCUAAACUCAGUGCAGUUUUUUUUGUUUUCCCACAAAAUCUAACAGCACUUCAUAUCUUAUAGCUUCCCUCUGCUACUGACAACUUUUAUGGAGACGAGGAUUUCAUUUUCCAGCAGGACUUGGCAAUUCUAAUUCUCUGAGAUACUGGCUUUUGGGUUUUUUAUUGGCUGUAAGCCAUAAUCAUCAACAAUAAAAGAAGUAAAUGCUUAAAAUAGAUCACUCUGUGUGUUUAAUACAUCUAUAUAAUACUGUAUAUGAGUUUCACAUUUUGAACUGAAUUACUGGCGUAUAGUAACUUUUUUUAAUGAUAUUCACAUUUUUAUGAGAUGCACCUCUUAUAAGGCUUAUAAAGGCCUUAUGAUGCACGAACAAUAGCUGAUUGAUAUAGCGUGAUGCAUUUAUCUAGCAGGAUGUGCGACUGCUGAUGUUAUCACUUUGUGAUAUCAAACCAUAACAAAGAGUCAGAACAAUGUUCUCAAUGUAUAUGCUAUAUAUGCAUUUAUACAGUAUAUAUAUGUUCAGUAUUAAAAUAUAAAAUACAGUGGACUCAAUGUAAAAAGAUACUAGCUGUACCAUCAUCAUUCUCACGGUUCUGGUGGCUGAGAGGCCGGGCUGACAGGGAUCUGAUGAGUGCGUGUUAACUCAGGGAGAUAAGCCAGCAGCUCAGACGCACUUAUGAAGUGCCUUCAAUCUGAUAAUGCCCCAUCAGUGCCAACCUAUCAGAUCCUGCAUGCACACGAUUACAGCUGCUGAGCUCAGCUGCUGACCUUUCUUUUCUUUGUUUGAAGUAGCCGAUGUACUCAGGGAAAGUACGAGCCCGACUCUGAACGUGUCGUGUCUCUGUGUAAAAUGUAAAUAACUGUAAAUAAAAACAGAAUACAAUGA
This is a messenger RNA of Astyanax mexicanus (Mexican tetra), 5507 nucleotides long. RefSeq names its product interleukin 21 receptor, tandem duplicate 1 (gene il21r.1). Bases 706 to 2358 code for a protein of 550 amino acids. Gene Ontology annotation, biological process: immunoglobulin mediated immune response; cytokine-mediated signaling pathway. The record is from RefSeq and is a predicted model, not a curated record. The transcript has 9 exons. Gene Ontology annotation, cellular component: external side of plasma membrane. Gene Ontology annotation, molecular function: cytokine receptor activity; protein binding. Lineage: Eukaryota; Metazoa; Chordata; Actinopteri; Characiformes; Acestrorhamphidae.